Messenger RNA from Frankliniella occidentalis (western flower thrips), 1218 nucleotides. RefSeq lists its product as uncharacterized. NCBI's taxonomy places the organism in Eukaryota, Metazoa, Arthropoda, Insecta, Thysanoptera, Thripidae. The record is from RefSeq and is a predicted model, not a curated record. The transcript is spliced from 4 exons. The coding region runs from base 154 to 753 and encodes 199 amino acids.
GAUAGGGGUGGUUCUAUAUAAGGCGGGGGGCGGCCUCCCCUCGGCUCCAGAAUCACCCAAGACACCGUCGGAGUACCGUUGGACCGGCGCGACCAACUGCUCAUCCCGGAAACGGGAGCGACCCUCUGGACCAGCGCUGAGUGGAGCCCCGCGAUGCUCAACUUCGGCCCGCUCGCACUGCUCACGAGUGGGCUGCUGCUGUGCUUCCUGGUGGCGCCGCUGGCCGCCCAGUCCUGCACGUCGUGCGGGCCCGAGUGCGUGUCGGCCUGCGGGUCGCGGCGCUACCGCACCUGCUGCUUCAACUACCUGCGCAAGCGGCGCUCCCCCGCCGCGCCCGGCGCGCCCGCCUCCGAGAUGGCCGAGAUCGCCGGGGCGGCCGUCGGCGGGGUGCAAGUCCCGGGGGACGCGCUGGGGUCCGACGACCUCCGGCUGCAGCUCGUCCUCUUGCCCAGCGAUCACCUCGAGGAGGGUCAGGAUGCGGCUGGCCCACUUGUCGGCUUCAACGGCGCGCAGAGCCUUCUUCGGCGGCUGCUGGACGGACAGCCGCCCACGGACAACGAGGGCGGCGGGGGCAGCAACGGCGGCAGCAGCAGCAGCAGCAGCGGCAGCGGCAGCAGCGGGGAGGCGGCGAGCGCCCCCGCACCGGCCACCCUGCAGCGACGCCGGGCGGGGGGCGGCGCGGGGCCGGCGGCCGCGGGCAGGGACUGGCUGGCGGACCUGCGAAGACGCGUAGGGCUCAUGUACAACGUGUAGCGGGGCCGCAACGUCUGACCCUCAUUCACACCUCUCGCGAAUGAACGGGCCGCAGGCGCGGAACCACCGCCAAAGCUGGCGUGCGCCUGUGGCUGGGGUUGCACGCCAGCUGUCCGGACUUGGAGCGAACCGGCGGCUGGCCGUUUAUAGCACUUUAUUAUUCACACACACGAAAUAAUAAUAAAAAAAACACGCUGCAGUUGUUCUGUGCGCCUUCCGCAGUUUUCACUACGUAGUUUUGCUUUUGAAGAUGAGAAAAGAGAAUACUACUGCUAUAUCAAUACAGUUCCCUCUUGGUUGAUAAUGUGUAGGUUUCAUGUUUCAUUUUAUUAAAAACUAUGUAAAUAGAUAUGUUGGUAAAAAAAUGCUCCUUCUAUCACCAGUGUCUUUCUUAAAACCUUACCAAUAAAAAUGGUUGUUCAAAUCUGUUAAUUUGAUAACAAAGUACACAUUCUGAACUACUGA